Adineta steineri is the source of this 525-nucleotide messenger RNA. The record is from the annotation of a GenBank genome assembly. NCBI's taxonomy places the organism in Eukaryota, Metazoa, Rotifera, Eurotatoria, Adinetida, Adinetidae.
AUGAAAGCGGCUGGGUGGAUGAUAUUUAUUGGUGAUAUGUUACAUAAUUUCAUCGAUGGUUUAACAUUAGGUGCUGCAUUUAUGGUUUCAAUUGGUGAAGGUCUUCGAAUGUCAUUUCCGAUAAUAUGUGAAGAAUUUCCUCAUGAAUUAGGAGAUAUUGCUGUUCUACUUAGUAGUGGUUUAACUAUCGGACAAGCAUUAAUAAUGAAUUUUCUCUCAGCAUGUAGUUGUUAUCUUGGUUUUAUAAUUGGCGCUAAAUUAGGUGAACUUGAACAAUUUCAUCCAUGGAUUUAUGCAUUAGCAGGCGGAAUGUUUGUCUAUAUUGGUCUUGCAGAUAUGAUACCUGAACUUGUUUCUAUGGGUGAUGAAAUUGAAAAAGAUUAUUUACAGGCAAAUCAAGCAGUAACAACUGUAGUGAAACUUAAAAUUUUAUUGUGUCAAAAUAGUGGUUUAAUAUUAGGUUUUGUUAUUAUGUUUGUAUUAGGAAAAUAUGGUGAACAUUUGGAAAAUUUAAUUAAAUUCUAA